Molecule: messenger RNA, 336 nt
Organism: Nakaseomyces glabratus
Lineage: Eukaryota; Fungi; Ascomycota; Saccharomycetes; Saccharomycetales; Saccharomycetaceae
Gene: PRM3
Product: pheromone-regulated protein PRM3
Source: RefSeq, a predicted model, not a curated record
AUGCCUGGUCAAAAUGAAGCAGUGACAGAGAAACCAACAAAAACUUACGGAAAGAGAAAAAGUAAAGUGCCGCAUCGUAAAAAUAUAAAAGUCAUUUCAAAUGCAAAUUCUAUUUUGAACAAUCGAAUGGGAAUCUCAAAACAGACAGGCUCUAAUAAUCGCAAAGUCAAAUUUCUAUUACCGAGUAUCACAAAGAAAAAAUUCCAAAAGAAUAAGACUGAUAAAAGAAUCAGACCGCAAAAAUCUAGAUAUUUUGAAGGAAUGCUAGUUGGGUCAUUUCUAGGAGCAGCGAUAACUUCAAUGAUCUCCAAAAUAAUAUCAGAAAACAUCAGCUAG